AUGCAAAAUCAAAGUGAUCGCAAGACUGGCGAAAGUAAUCGUAUAGUUAUAAAAAAAAUUCGCAAUUUUUUGGAAAAUACGACAACACAUGGCAUACGACAUAUUUUUAUUGCAAGAAAUGCAUGUACUUCACGAUUAUGGAUGUUUGGAAUUACUCUAUGCUUUAUUAUACUUGUCAUACAAGCCUAUCAAUUACUAAUGAAAUUUACUCGUUAUGAAAAAAUAACCGAUAUUAAGCUCAAAUUUGAUAAUACACAAUUUCCUGCUGUUACGUUCUGCAAUUUAAAUCCGUAUAAAAAAAAUUUGGUUCGAUCAGUAUCAUCUGUUAAGGAUACGAUGGAUGUUUAUGAAAAUGCAAAAUUAUUUCCCAAAAGUCCUAUAAAGCAACAAUUAUCAAUUGGAACUAUUCUCAAACAAUCUAAUAAUCAGAAUAAAG
Messenger RNA from Cercopithifilaria johnstoni, 436 nucleotides. Lineage: Eukaryota; Metazoa; Nematoda; Chromadorea; Rhabditida; Onchocercidae. The record is from the annotation of a GenBank genome assembly.